Pundamilia nyererei is the source of this 1992-nucleotide messenger RNA. RefSeq names its product chromosome unknown C19orf67 homolog (gene cunh19orf67). Bases 49 to 1008 code for a protein of 319 amino acids. NCBI's taxonomy places the organism in Eukaryota, Metazoa, Chordata, Actinopteri, Cichliformes, Cichlidae. The transcript is spliced from 8 exons. The record is from RefSeq and is a predicted model, not a curated record.
ACCUUUGACCUUGGACAAGAGGCUGACGUGCAAAAGAAGGCGGGAAGCAUGUCGGUCACUGAAGUGUCAGCAUCAGGGCAACACCUGGAUCUGGAUCUACAGGAUUCAGACGGCAAGGACCGUCUGCAAAUCGGCACAUAUACAGGUGUUUCAGAGGCGGAGAAGCAACUAUCGUUUUUAGCUGACGUUGCUGUGGCGCCAUCCUGUGGUAAAUAUGGGUGCUGCAGCUGCCCAGACUUGAGCCAGGUUGAGAAAAGCAUCUGGCUGCAGCUCCAGUUCUUCUUGAGCAAAACAGAUUGCGUACUUGACUGCCUCAUCCAGGGGCAGAAGUGUGUAAGCAGGGACACUGUAGUUACUGCUGUGCAGAAUUUCCUGUACACCUGUCAGCCUUUCUUUAACCACCUGGAACACCUAACCAGAAGCAUCGUGUCCCAAAGCAACCCUCUGCCAGCUGAGAGUUGCACAAGGCUGUUGGACUUCUCUCAGCAGCUGUGUGACAAGUUGGAGCAGAUGCUGCUGAGGUGUUCCAGCUACAAUCUUCUCAGUUUGGAUGAGAAGGAGCCCCAAAGCGUGUCUCAGUUCUGCAUCGGCCAGAGUCAGCUCGGCCACCUGAGGCUGACCGUUUUCCGUUACUGUGUACCCACGCCGUACCUCUCCCAGGUCAACACGGGGCUGUACAAACGCAUGCGCUGGAACGUGGAGAAACUCCACAACGAUGAAGAGAAAGAGGCAGAAACUGAUUACUACUUCCUGUGCUGUGAGGAUUUCAGGCCACACAGAGAGGCUGAUGAUAGCUGCGGUCAUGAUGAUCUGAAGGGGAUCUGGUCCAUUGGUCGCUGGGUGCAGGUGGACCCGGAUCCCAACUCAGAUGAUAUAAAUGACUGGAUCUUGUGUGAGGUCCCUCUGGCCAACUACCACAGACUCUUGUUUCUGGGUGAGGACGAGCCAUCUAGCUGCAAGGCUACAGACUCCCUGAUGAAGCUGCUUUUGACUCUGGAGACAGAUUAGCAACGAGCAUCGUUUUGGUGCCUUAUACAAGACCUAAGAAACUGUUCAAGGUUUAAAGUGCGUUGAAUGCAGCGUGUUGCAGAUUCAUCUGCAUCCAGCUGAUGCGAGACGUUUGAACAUCUAGUUUCAGUUUGGACGUCAGAGCAAGAAUUAAGUAUUUGUGUGUUUCCGUGUUGUUUGCGAUACGUGACCACUUCACUGGUUGGUCACAGCGACUGCAUUCAGGCAUGCUACUUUUACGUUCACCGCUUCAUUCAGACACUCCUGCAGCAGUGAUUGAGAAUUGUGUCCUGCCCCACCCAGACGGGCUGAGAGUGGACAUGCUUUAACGUUACUGCAAACAAUAAAGAGGCUGUUCUCUGCUCAUCUGAUUAACCCAUAUCGACAUCUAGAGUCUUGUACUACUGUGACUCGGCAUAAACAAAUCCUACUACAUUUACUGCAGUCAUAUUAGCAUCACAGCUGUUGAUGGCAAUUGACCAGGAGGCACCUUUAGACCUGAAGCUGAGCUGUUCAGAUGACAUCUGGAAACCAAUCCUUAACCUUAAAAAUAAAAGGACAGAGUCUUAAACACAUCUGUGGGAACUCUGGGAAAGCGGUGCAUGUCUGAAGGGGCUGUAAAUAGGUCGUGUCUCUAUUAGUGCACAUGUCAUCAUAUUUUAAAGUAGACAAAGCCUGUUGCGCACGAACCCUAGAAUGUCCAGCUGUUAGAAGGUUCAGUGUCUUUUAGUUUGCAUCUGGACAUCAGAAGAGAAACUGUUCUACUUUCGUUAGCUGUAAAAACACAGAGGCGCCUGAAAACCUGAGGAGGUGAAGUUGUUCAACAAUACUGUGAAGUUUGCAUGUAUGGUUUUUAGGUUGUAAAAGAUUUCUGCAGAGUUCAUGUCUGAUGUUUUCAACAUUCCCACAGUUGUACAAUUUGUAAUCGCUCAUGUUGAGAAAAGGCAAAGUGUUAUUAAAAAAAACAAAAAAAACCAUUUUAUU